Molecule: messenger RNA, 516 nt
Organism: Ctenocephalides felis (cat flea)
Lineage: Eukaryota; Metazoa; Arthropoda; Insecta; Siphonaptera; Pulicidae
Exons: 3
Coding region: 1-516 (171 amino acids)
Source: RefSeq, a predicted model, not a curated record
AUGUCUCACCUCAAAAGCCAGCCAAUACCUUCACCAACUUGCCCACGCUUAUUGAAUAAAACAGUAACUACUUUGUUUCCACGACUACCUAUUUUGAACUACCAGGUAACACAUGUAGAACUGAAUAAUAUUCCACCUAUAACACUGCAAGAACUGAUGGAAGCUUGUCAUCGCGUUGGUAUUAGAAAAAAACCACCAGAUGAACAAUCAUCCUACCGUCCAAUAUGCAUGCUGGAUACAGCGGGUAAAAUUUUUGAAACAAUAAUUCACCAAAGAAUAGAUGCAAUAGUUGACCAAAUCCUAGCAGACAAUCAGUAUGGUUUUCGCAAAGGGCGAUCAACUAUCAAUGAUACAAACUUGCUAGUUAAUACCGCCAAGGAGGGAAUUGCUGGAACCAGAUGGAAGGGGGAACACGCAGAUGAGCAUAAUAGAGAGCUGAUGGAGAGAAUAACCGAAGCUUGUGAUAUCAGUAUGACUCGUAAGCAUGGCAUAAAUCAAAGACAAUCUGUGCACUGA